AGGACCUUCUCCAUUCCCGCGAUCUCUCAAUCUCUCUCUCUCUCUCUCUCUCGUCUUCGAUCUCCUUCUGAGGGGCGUCAAUGGCGUUCCGUUUGGGAGGUUUGAGGAGCUUGGGAGCUGUCCUGCUCGUCGUCUACUUCGUGGAGGUGAUUUUCAUAUCUCUGGUUAGAUCAGAUGUAUCAGAUGCAGAUCCACGAAUGUUUUCUGAUAAUACAAUUGGAAGGGAUUUUAAAGGAUAUAGGCGUCUACUGGAUUGCCCAAACUGCAAUGAUGAAGAGAAUGUUGAUAUAACUACUACAUACACGGAUGCUUCUGGAAAUGUUCGAACAUAUAAGGUCAAAUCAAAUGAUUUAUCCUCUUCCUGGAUUUGGGCUAGUUCUGCUGAUGAAGAAGUCUCACAGUAUAUUGGUGCACAGGAGCAGAAAGGUUUUUCUGAGCAAGUUGUCAAUAGAUCACAACAUGGUGAUGUUCUUCUCUCUAAUAAAGAGCAGCAAACCAACCCAGUGGAUCCUGUGAAGCUUAAACGGCAGAUUUUGCGACAAAGACGGAGAGAACAGAGAGCUGCGGAGCUGAUUCAAGUGAGUGAUGAUGCUGAAUUGCAGAUGCAAGCUGCAGCAAUCCAGCGUUCUAGACAGUUCAAGAACAUAAAUAGGGGGAAAUACAGCAUAUGGAGGAGAGAAUAUCAAAGCCCCAACUCAGAUUCAACCUUAAAACUCAUGAAAGAUCAGAUUAUAAUGGCUAAAGUAUAUGCUAGCAUUGCUCGCUUGAAGAAAAAUUUUGAGCUUGCUGAUUCCCUAACGGAAUGUAUUAGACAAAAUCAAAUGGUAAUUGGAGAGGCAAGUUCAGAUGCUGAGCUGCACUGGAGGGCUCCUCAUCAAGCAAAAAUUAUGGGCCACCUUCUGUCUCUGGCGAAAGACAUGCUAUAUGAGUGUGAUGAUGUUGCCAGAAAGUUGCGGGUUAUGAUUCAGUCUACGGAAGAAAGCAUAAAUGCCCUAAAGAAACAAAGCACCUUCUUGAUUCAACAUGCUGCAAAGACAACACCCAGGCCUCUUCACUGUCUUCCUCUACAGCUCACGACUGACUAUUUCUUUUUCAAUUAUGGGAAUAAAGAAAUGGAAGAUAAGGGCAAGCUUGUAGAUCCUUCCCUCUAUCAUUAUGCUAUAUUCUCUGAUAAUGUCCUUGCGACAUCAGUUGUUGUCAAUUCCACAGCAGCACAUGCCAAAGAACCAGAGAAACAUGUGUUCCAUAUAGUCACUGAUAAGUUGAACUUUGCAGCUAUGAAAAUGUGGUUCAUUCUCCAUCCUCCUCCACAUGCAACUGUUGAUGUGGAGAACAUUGAUAGUUUUAAGUGGCUGAAUUCUUCUUAUUGUUCAGUUCUUCGUCAGCUUGAGUCUUCAAGGCUCAAAGAAUAUUACUUCAAAGCUCAUCACCCUUCAUCUCUUUCAGCUGGACAUGAGAAUCUCAAGUAUAGAAAUCCAAAGUAUUUGUCUAUGCUUAACCAUUUGAGGUUUUAUAUGCCAGAAGUAUAUCCAAAGCUUGAGAAGAUACUAUUCCUUGAUGAUGAUGUGGUUGUUCAGAAGGAUCUGACACCACUCUGGUCUAUUGACAUGAACGGAAUGGUGAAUGGUGCUGUGGAGACCUGCAAAGAGAGCUUUCACCGGUUUGACACAUAUCUUAAUUUCUCAAAUCCAAAAAUUUCUCAGAAUUUUGAUCCACAGGCUUGUGGAUGGGCAUUUGGAAUGAAUAUGUUCGACUUGAAGGAAUGGACGAAGAGAAAUAUUACUGGUAUAUAUCAUUAUUGGCAGGAUCUGAAUGAAGAUCGGACACUAUGGAAACUUGGAUCACUGCCUCCAGGUUUGAUAACCUUCUACAACUUGACAUACCCUCUUGAUCGGAAUUGGCAUGUCUUGGGUCUCGGCUACGAUCCAGCAAUCAAUCCUACAGAGAUAGAGAAUGCAGGAGUCAUUCAUUACAAUGGCAACUACAAGCCAUGGUUAGACCUUGCUAUUUCCAAGUAUAAGUCCUACUGGUCGAAGUAUGUAAUGUCUGAUAAUCCUUAUCUCCAGUUUUGCAAUAUAAACCCAUGAAGAUAUAGCCCAAGAUACUGCAGUAUGACAAUCCUUAUCUUUUCAGUUUUGUAUAUAUUUGACUCAUUUCUUUAAUUCAGAACUUCACAACAAGUCUAAGUAUCAUUUGCCUCUUAGACUAAAUA
Messenger RNA from Dioscorea cayenensis subsp. rotundata (Guinea yam), 2212 nucleotides. RefSeq names its product probable galacturonosyltransferase 3. The transcript has 8 exons. Lineage: Eukaryota; Viridiplantae; Streptophyta; Magnoliopsida; Dioscoreales; Dioscoreaceae. The record is from RefSeq and is a predicted model, not a curated record. Bases 81 to 2087 code for a protein of 668 amino acids. Gene Ontology annotation, molecular function: polygalacturonate 4-alpha-galacturonosyltransferase activity.